UGCUCACAGAGAAAGGGACUUGUGAUGCUACAUUUUUAAUGACGAACCAGCACUUUUGUCCAGACCUCCAAUCUACUGCUUUCUUCAACAUGUAGCCCCAGUCUUUCCCGUGACAGCUCUCUGUUCCUCGCUCCCGUCCCCUCAAGACUUUCGUUGGCAGCUCGCCGUGAAGGAGGAUAUGGACGUGUGACGCCUUAAGACAGGGACAACCCGAGACAGAGGCAACCCGCCCGGCACCAGGAGCCCGUCACAGCAGAGUUGGUAAGACUGCAACGUUUGCGAUUAUGUCAGAAGGGGAGGUGAUGGGUGCUCCCGGUACAGAGGAGGAGCAGGAGUUCACGGUAGAGAGCGUCCUGACCAGUAAGCCACAGGCUGAAGGAGGGACAUCUGCGUCUUCCUCGGUGUCCUCCCCUCAUCCUCCUGCCACUUCAGCUACCGAGGACGAGGAUGAGAGCGAGGACGAAUCAGACAUCUUGGAGGAGAGUCCCUGUGGCCGCUGGCAGAAACGGAGAGAGGAGGUGAAUCAGCGUAAUGUCCCUGGCAUAGAUGUUGCAUAUUUGGCAAUGGACACGGAGGAGGGGGUGGAAGUAGCGUGGAAUGAAGUCAUGAUUUCAGAGAGGAAGAACUUCAAACAACUGGAGGAGAAAGUCAAGGCUGUAUUUGAUAACUUAAUCCACUUGGAACAUGCUAACAUUGUCAAGUUUCACAAGUAUUGGGCUGACACAAACGAGAACAGGGCCAGGGUGAUUUUCAUUACUGAAUAUAUGUCCUCUGGAAGCUUGAAGCAGUUCCUGAAGAAGACCAAGAAGAAUCACAAGACGAUGAAUGAAAAAGCUUGGAAGCGAUGGUGCACGCAGAUCCUGUCUGCUCUCAGUUAUCUUCACUCAUGUGAUCCACCCAUCAUCCAUGGCAACCUGACGUGUGACACCAUCUUCAUCCAGCACAAUGGGCUCAUUAAGAUUGGAUCAGUUGCUCCAGAUACCAUUAACAACCAUGUGAAGACGUGUCACGAAGAACAGAAGAACUUGCACUUCUUUGCCCCAGAAUAUGGAGAUGAUGAUAUUGUUACAACAGCUGUAGACAUCUACUCAUUUGGCAUGUGUGCCUUAGAGAUGGCACUCUUGGAAAUACAGGGAAAUGGAGACUCCUCUUAUGUUUCUCAGGAAGCCAUCAACAAUGCUAUACAGUUGCUGGAAGACCCUCUGCAGAGGGCAUUAAUCCAAAAGUGCCUCGAGUGUGAUCCCACCACAAGACCUACAGCCCGGGAGCUGCUGUUUGAUCAGGCUCUCUUUGAAGUGCCGCUCUUAAAAUUGUUGGCCGCACAUUGUAUUGUCAGCCACCAGCAUGUUUUUCCUGAAAAUGCCCUUGAGGAAAUUACAAAGAAGCUGGAUCCCAAUCUGGUCCUUGCUGUGACUAAAGAGGAUGUUCAGCUCAAGUUGUCACAGUUUCCUCCCUUGGAACUCGACAAAUUCCUGGAGGAUGUAAGGAAUGGUAUUUAUCCAAUGACGGCGUUCGGUAUACCCUCUCCCCAACGUGUGCAACAGGAGACUAUUAAAUCUCCAGUGGUCAUCACCUCGGUCAGAUCCCCCACACCCGAACCUGCAGAGCUUGAGACACGAAGAGUCAUUCAUGUGGAAUGUAACUUUGAACCUGUGGAAGAGGGAGCAAAGUAUCAUCUAACGCUGCUGCUGAAACUGGAAGAUAAACUCAAUAGACAUCUAAGCUGCGACAUGUUACCUCAUGAGAGUAUUCCAGAAUUGGCCAAAGAGUUGGUUCAGCUGGGGUUAAUUAAUGAGGCUGACCUUCUCAAAGUUUCUUCACUGCUUGAAGAAGCAUUCACUCAAGUUCUUCACUAGCGAGUGUCCUCAGAAGUUCGCCUUCAAGCUUGUUACAUCCCGUAAAAAUCUCUGGACAUUCCUGUGUCCAGUGAUUUGUGUUUUUCUUUGACUUUUCUACAAAGCUUUACGUAGUUAUGUGACCAAAGGAGUGAAGCUUUAGGGAAAGCUCUCCCAACUUUUCCAUGCGUCAGGGAAUGAAACUACUUUAAAGCACACAAAACCAUAAACAUAAAGCCAGGCAAUUCCAAAGCAACUAGCUGUGAAUACUAUUUUAUUUUUUAUUUUAAAAAGCAUAACGCAUUCAUCUACGAGUGGAAAUAUUUAAGUGAGUUGACCAUCAUGUAUUAUUUUGUUAAGGCUAAUGACUAAAUUACCUUUAUUAUAACUUUAUUGAUGCUGUACGAGACGUUUGAUUCCAACAGGUUACAUUGAAACCAGUCUUUCGUUUACAUUAGGAAUUGCCUCCGUUUUUUGUCUUGGGAACAAUGGGUCUGACGAGUCUUGCAGAACUGAUUCUCUUCCUUAUUGGAGUCAUAGUAUAUCCACUGUCAUAGAUUUUAAGUGUGAGGAGGGAAAUGUCAAGCAUCCACUCCUAUUGACAGUCAGUGAAACUUCAGCUUCCGUUAAAAGAAUGUAAGUCAUGCCACUCCUUAAUGCAUCCCCAUCCUCAUUAUGUUUGGCCUUGUAUGACAUCACACCCCCUGCUUUUUAACUUGGUUUGCAAUUUCUUCAGCCAGCCUAUUACCUGUCAUAAGUGGCUUGCUGUUGUAAUAUGCUGAAUAUGAUGCAACCUGGAGUGCAGACUUGCAUCUUAUUUAGCUUUAUUAUUAUUUUUUAAAUUACCCAUAAAUUAAAAACCUUUGAUACAGAAGAAAUAUAUGUGUAUUAGAGCAUUUUACAUUUGGGACAUCAUCCCAACAGUUUUCUCUGGUAGAUUCUCUCAUGGUGACUUUUAGGUACUAUGAACUGGCUGUCAUUGUAGUGGUAGUGCUGCUGUUUUUUGUUAAAAUAAAUAUAUAUA
Messenger RNA from Cololabis saira (Pacific saury), 2859 nucleotides. Its product is annotated as nuclear receptor-binding protein-like. Gene Ontology annotation, molecular function: ATP binding; protein kinase activity. Lineage: Eukaryota; Metazoa; Chordata; Actinopteri; Beloniformes; Belonidae. Gene Ontology annotation, biological process: endoplasmic reticulum to Golgi vesicle-mediated transport; protein phosphorylation; intracellular signal transduction. The record is from RefSeq and is a predicted model, not a curated record. Gene Ontology annotation, cellular component: endomembrane system; cytoplasm. The transcript has 18 exons. Bases 285 to 1856 code for a protein of 523 amino acids.